Bufo bufo (common toad) is the source of this 655-nucleotide messenger RNA. It is a transcript of the gene MRPL13, whose product is annotated as mitochondrial ribosomal protein L13. The coding region runs from base 1 to 540 and encodes 179 amino acids. Gene Ontology annotation, molecular function: mRNA binding; structural constituent of ribosome. NCBI's taxonomy places the organism in Eukaryota, Metazoa, Chordata, Amphibia, Anura, Bufonidae. The transcript is spliced from 7 exons. Gene Ontology annotation, cellular component: mitochondrial large ribosomal subunit; ribosome. The record is from RefSeq and is a predicted model, not a curated record. Gene Ontology annotation, biological process: translation; negative regulation of translation.
AUGGCGAGUUACAGCAGAGCUGCCCAGCAAUGGGCGACCUUCUCCAGGGUGUGGCGCGUCAUUGAUGCCAAUAUGCAGCCGCCUGGGAAGAUUGCAUCGAUGUGCGCCGUCCACCUGCAGGGUCUGCACAAGCCCGUGUACCAUGCACUGAGUGACUGCGGAGACCACGUGGUGGUGAAGAACACCAGACACAUCGCCUUCUCUGGAAAUAAAUGGGAACAGAAGGUUUAUUCUUCACAUACGGGGUAUCCUGGAGGCUUCAGACAAGUCACAGCAGCUACUCUCCACCGCAAGGAUCCCACCGCUAUCGUGAGGCUGGCCGUGUAUGGGAUGUUACCGAAAAACCUGCUUCGGAGAACCAUGAUGGAGAGGCUGCAUAUAUUUCCUGAAGAGGAUAUUCCAGAAGAAAUCUUGAAGAAUCUUGUUGUAGAGCUCAAACAGCCCAGAAUCAUCCCCAGGAGGCUGGACGAGUACUCGCGGGAGGAAAUCGAGGCUUUCCCUAAACUCUGGAUCCCAUCCACAGACUACCUGCCCCAAUAACUCCUUAUCAAAGGAACACCAGGACACAUUACCAUCAACAAGACCUGUCAAGAUUUUUUUAUGUUUUAUAUGGAUGUUGCAUUUUGCAGGACAAUAAAUCCACUUCGCAACAAGG